This is a messenger RNA of Erigeron canadensis, 2116 nucleotides long. RefSeq names its product vacuolar fusion protein CCZ1 homolog B-like. The record is from RefSeq and is a predicted model, not a curated record. The coding region runs from base 138 to 1670 and encodes 510 amino acids. The transcript has 10 exons. Gene Ontology annotation, biological process: vesicle-mediated transport. Lineage: Eukaryota; Viridiplantae; Streptophyta; Magnoliopsida; Asterales; Asteraceae. Gene Ontology annotation, cellular component: Mon1-Ccz1 complex; intracellular membrane-bounded organelle.
AUUGACUUUGGGAUAGUUUCUCAGUACUGUGUUUCACACCACGGUAGUAUCGCCAAUCGCGGCAUAUACAUAUUACCUACACACCACCGUUCCCCGCCCUUCCAAUUCAAUCCGGUGAAUGAUAAGGGGAAUAUAGAAUGGGUUUGUCAUCUGCUGCUACUACUACUGGUACUACUCUUAGUGAAGCCCUGAAGUUUUGCGUAUUUGAUUUGCGAAGGGGGCAACAUGAAGGAGAGGAACUUGAAAAGAUCUUGUUUUUCUUUCCGGCUGAUUUGCCGUUUCCGGCUCAACUUUCUGUAAUUGGGCUUAGCGAAGGACUCAUCAAUUUCACAAGAAUUUUUUCUCCGGAAGCAGCUUGUGAGGUAAUAGAAGCGGAAAUGCAUUCCCAUGUGUUCUUUGAGGCAGAGCCUGAUAUUUGGAUGGUAAUGGUGGUUGCAAAAAGCAAAGAAACGGAAGCUGUAUGGAGGAUUGAGGCACUACGCAGUGUUCUCAAGGAAAUACACUCUCUAUUCAUUAUGUUUCAUGGUUCGAUAAGGGUGUUGCUUGAUAAAGAACCUGGUGGAGGAUUGCUUCGUAGUCAUUUGUAUACUUUCAUCAUGGAUUACCUUAGUGAUUUUCUCAUGGGCACUAAAUUCCUGUUACCUAAUUUUCGUGACUCUUUGAAGGAGCGUGGGACUGUACAGAUGUUGACUGUUGGUCGGGAGGCUGCGAUUGAAGUACAGUCUCUUGUUGGAGUAUUAGAUUCAUGCAUGGGGAACACAUCAGGCUACUCAGUUAUAUUAUUCCAGGACUUGCUGGUCUCUACAACACUACCUCCUGAUGACACUGUUAAUCUGUUUUCGUACGGUGUCUUAAGGUUGACCCCACGUGUUCUAUCAUCUUCCGGAGGAAGUACCUGGUCUUAUCUGCGGAAAGGAAGCGUUUCUUCACAUGCUGAGUCAGCUUUGGACCGAUUACACAGGUUGCAGGAUGCCUCUUCUGUAGGAAGCGGCAAUUAUCGUGUUGUGAGGCCUUUACAGAUUGGCAAGUGGUCCAAAGGGAAGGAUGGCUUUCUUGCUACGGAUAUCUGGGGUGUAGAAGUUGGUAACUUGGUUCCUACCACACCGACAAUAUGGCUUCAGCAAACAGAGCAUAAGAUGUACCUUUGUGCUUAUCAGCAUAAAAGCCUUACCAUAAUUCUUCUUAUACCUGUAACCUCCAUGCUUAACGGGGAGGAAGGUAUCUCCAUGUUGAAGCAACAACUUCUUGAAAAUGCAUCUGCUAAGAUCUUUAAGGUUGAGGAGAAGCUUGCAAAGGGAUGGGGUGGUGAGAAUGCUUAUCAUGUCAAGGGAUAUCGCUAUCUACUAGUUGACGGUGACAGGAAUAUCUCUCGGGCUUCGCCGCCUGGAAAAGUAACAACCCUAACAAAGGAAUCUUUGCUGGCCUUGAAUAAGGUUCGAGAAGAUAUUGAUUUGGUGAAAAGCAGAGCAAAAGGAGAUGACGUGGAUCAUGAAAAGGAUCUAGAAAUAUGCAUUAGAGCAAAGAACAAUGCAUGGGUAAUUGCUCGCGCCACAAGAGGGAAAGAACUGUACAUAGUUCUUGAAAAGGCCAAUGAAACUCUUCUCUAUGCCUCGGAAGCUGUUGAGAAAUUUAGCGACAGAUACUGCAAUGGAUCAUUUUCGUUGGAUUAGGAAUCCCAGGAGCUACUAUGAAACCUUACAGUUAAAGUUCCUCCUAUACCGGCUCCACGAGUUUAUACUCGAUAGUACAUUUUGAUAAACGAGAUAUGCACAUAUCCAUCUAAUGGUGCAUCAAGACUGAAAGACACGGCUAGUUAGGAAGUUGUAUUGUCAUAGAAUCGAGGAAUGGUAGACAAUAUGUAUACUGUAAAAAUAGACAGGUAAGUUAGCCCGGAGUUCAUGGAACUUGUAAUGUAUCUCUAGGUGAGCAUGAAUUGUGUUCUGAUGAACCUAGAAAAUACAGUAUGUUUAAUUGUUAAUAAGCUUUAGAUUCUUGGCUGGAAAAGAGGUCUAAUGACAUUUUGUUUUGUACUGAUGAGUUGAUGCGAUGUUGUUUGCUUGAGCAGUACGUGGCAUGCGUUUUGACAAAUGAGAUUAGUGCAUCAACGUUUUGGCUG